CAAAACUAAAGCGAACACGUCAUCAUGAAGUUUUUAUUAUUUUGUGCAAUGUGCAUUUUAGUUUACGGAAACAGUGAAGAUGAUUUCUGUGAAAUAGAUUCCAUUGAACAAGAGGAUCCGUGCCGCAGGGAAGGUGGUUUGUGUACUGUGGCUGAGGACUGUCCAUCUGAUAUCAGAGCCAGAACUGGACUCUGUCCUAAGCAGCAAAAAGACGGAAUCGAAUGCUGUUACGGAGUGUCCGUAAAAGAGACCAGAUGUCGGAAGCACGGCGGAGAAUGUUUCUCGAAAGGCUACUGCAGUCAAUCUUUGAUAUAUGAAGAAGCUUCAGACUGUCCCGAAGGGAAUGAUUGUUGUAUUUUAGUGUAACAAUAAACGGUUAUCUUCGA
Messenger RNA from Bombyx mori (domestic silkworm), 386 nucleotides. Its product is annotated as carboxypeptidase inhibitor. The record is from RefSeq and is marked provisional. The coding region runs from base 25 to 366 and encodes 113 amino acids. The transcript has 3 exons. NCBI's taxonomy places the organism in Eukaryota, Metazoa, Arthropoda, Insecta, Lepidoptera, Bombycidae.